Clonostachys byssicola is the source of this 990-nucleotide messenger RNA. NCBI's taxonomy places the organism in Eukaryota, Fungi, Ascomycota, Sordariomycetes, Hypocreales, Bionectriaceae. The record is from the annotation of a GenBank genome assembly.
AUGGAACAGGAGCUGUUUCGCGAAUCCACCGAGUCUCCAGAAGUCAUAUCAAACCAUCGCACCGAAAGAUCGCAGUCCUAUACUUCACCAGACUUAGCACCGAGCGUUGCCAGCUCUCGUAGAGGACAAAAUGAGAGUGAAGCUCUUAGCACGACGCAGGGAAUUACACCCACUGAUAGCCCUGGCGCCGAGACUGGAUAUUUGUCUCUCAGUGCAAUGGCGGAACUCUCUCGGGAAAAGCCUCUCUCAGGCUCAACCUUUUCGUUCUUCACCCUCAUGAACUCUGCGACCGGGGCUGCUCUGAGCAACUCAAGUCGCUCUUUACUAAGGCCUCUUAACGGGAUUCCUUGGGUCUCGCUGCUUCAAAAUAGAGAGAUGGCUACCUUUGACACAAAGCGGGCUUUUCAGGAAUUUUUAGACUUCGUCAGCCAUUCUCUGCCAUUCAUCUGCACGAUAGAUCUUGUCGCUCAGCACACGUCUUUCACUGAAGCCCAGGAGAAUGGCGAGAUCGAAUCUUUGGCAAGAGAACGACCGGAUAUAGUUGUUCUUAUCAGCAUGUCGAUAGCAAGUGGUGUCCUCAUGUCAAAGGACCGGCGGCACUUAGAGAGUUAUGCCAUGGCACUUGCACUAUCAGCCCACGACUCUUCUCAGCGACUUUUCGCCCAAUGUAACGAUCUCCAAAUUACGCAGUGUCUGACUGCGAUGGCCAUCUUCUCCCUAUAUAACCCCCUGGUUGGUUCGCCGUGGCAUCUAUUGGGCUUGGCGAUGACAAGGUGUGUGUCUGGUGGGAUGCACGACACUCGAGUGUCAGAUUUUGGAUCAGAUGACCCAGAGAAGAAGGGAAAGAGUCGAUCAUUUUGGUCUUUGUACUUUCUUGAUGUGCACCUUCAUCUUCUCACGUUAAAUGCGAAGAAGACAAGCUACAAUGCUGGAACACGUAUCAAGCAAAGCUUCUGCGACGCACAUCCCGAAGCCCUUCUGAAGGCAUAA